AUGAAAUCUAGUAUGGAGAAUAAAGAGCAACAACAAACAUCUCAAGAUGGAUACAUUAUUCCAGGAGAUACCAGUAUUCCACUUCCAGAUCCAGCUCAAGAGGAACAACAACAAUCACCUGAUCAAAAUGAAGUUAGAAAUAUUCCAUUGGUUUCAGAUGCUCAACAUCAAGAUAUCAAUAUCAGCUUAAAGACACCAGUUGAAUUGGGAACAAUCAAAUUGACAAUUUCAGAUACAGAUUCGAUUGGAGAUAUUCACAAGUUUUUACAAGAGACUACAGAGACAUGUUUGUUGACAUCGUAUCACUUGGAGGUCGAGGGUAUUCCAAAGAAAUUGAAUGAGUUUGCCGAUGUCAAAUUCUACUCUGAGAUUACCAGUGGAGCAACUCUUGUAAUGAAGAAGGCACCUUACAACGAGCGUUCUGCAAAUCUCCACGUAAACAGAUUGAAGAGUAUCAUCAGCUCUGGCGAGUGGGAAACACACCCAACCAACCCAUCACUCUUUUCACUAUAUUCAUUCACCGAUGAAAAUCCAAUUGAAGACCAACAACAACAACAACAAAUUGAGAAUAACAACAAUAACAACAAUAGUAACAACAAAUUGAAUGUUCAAAACAAGAGUAAAUCAAAGAAAUCGAAAUCAACUUCAAAGAAGUCAUCAAAGAAGGAUUUGGAGUUGGCAGAGCGUAAGAAAGAGGUUGUCCAAGUGGACGCCACACAAAAGGCAUUGCUCUCCAACUACUAUCCAACCAACUUUAACAAGCCAAUCGUUGUUUUGCGUCGUAUCGAUCGUUCUGGUUGGGCACCGGUUCCAGGCUAUCGUGCGUUGCUUGGCGAUCUCUUUUACAUGGAGGUAGAGUUGGUCGAUAUUCGUGAAACACUCUUUAUCACCGCCAACGUCAUUGGAUUCUUUAUCAACCAAUCGACCAUCAAUACAUUCAAUCCAGCCGUCUCUUCAAAGUACGGCGCCACGCACCACAAUCUCUAUGAGUUGCUCUCCCAAUACAGUCCGAUUUUCGCACGUGGACUCAAGUCGUUGCUCAAGCGUAUCAGUCGUCGUAACUCGUACGAGAUGAUCCCCAACUCGAUUCCAGUCAACACCUGGACAUUGAAGCAAAACAGAAGUUUCCACUACAACAUCGCUGCCGCCAGCGAGUCGAAUAUCGACGUCCACGAUCCAGAGAUGAGAGGACAACCACGUGACUGGAACGAAGAGUUCCAAGCACUACGUGAACUUCCACGUGGAUCGAUUAGCGAGCGUAUCUUGAGAGAUCGUGCAUUCUACCGUGUCAACUCUGACUUUGUUGAGUCGGCCAUCCGUGGUGCCAAGUUGGUCGUCUCCAAGACGAUUCCACCCAUCAAUCCACUCGAGCCAGAGAAAGCUCACAUGUUUGUCUAUCACAAUAUCUUCUUGUCGUUCACUUUGGACACUCGUGACUACUAUGUCAACUGCGGAGGUGACGCCGGUGCUCGUGUUGCCGCCAACAACGAUCUCAAGGGUGUCAAGUUGUUCAACUUGAUCGACAUCGAUGGAAUCUCCACCAUUUGCACUGCCAUCAUCGACUAUCGUGGUCACCGUAUCUUGGCUCAAAGUUUGGUGCCAGGUAUCCUCUCGAAUGAACGUACCUCCGACGUCAAGUACGGUUCGAUGGACAACGGUCAAACCAUCAAGGCCGACCCAGAGUUCAGUGAGAAACUCGCUAAACUCUCAUCGAUGUUGCAUUUGGCCGAACGUGAAGUCAUUCCAGGUGAUGCAUUGUCCGAUCCAGUCAAGAUCUCCACCUCCUACGAUUCCAAGGGUAUCGUUGGUCUCGACGGUCGUAAGUAUAUUCUCGACAUUAUGCGUGCAACUCCACGUGAUCCAAACUACAAGGACGAUAAGCACAUGUUGUGUUUGUUGCGUCCAGAACUCAUUGCCAGCUACACCGAGUUUGUUCGUAGCCAAUGGGAGCAAAAGAUCAAGGCUGAGAAAGAGUCGAAGCGUAAACAAGAGGAAAAGACCGACGCCUUUGCCACCCAAGAGGAUGGAUCGCAAACCGACGAGUCUGAAAAGACUGAGACUGCCGUAGCCGAGACUGCCAACGAACAACCACCACACAUCUUGUUCAAUGCCAAUCUCUUGGGUGCUUCCAACUCGAUCUGCCGUCUCAAGGGAACACCAGAGGAGUUGAAGGCCGACAUGGAAACACUCGAGGCUGCCGGUAACUUCCUCAAGGAAACAAUGAUUGGAAACUUGAUUGACGACUUUAAGUUGUUCAAUUUGACACCGGUCGACGGACAAACUUUGACACAGGCGAUGCACUCACGUGGUAUCAACAUGCGUUAUCUCGGACACAUUGCCAAGCUCUGCGACGGCAUUCCAUUCGCCAAGGAGGUAUGCUUCAAUGAGAUGGUGAGCAGAGCCACCAAGCAUAUUUUCAGCAACAUCUUGCGUGCCGCUCCACAAGCAGAACUCUCGGUUGUCGCUUGUCAAUUCCUCAACUGUUUCCUCGGUACCCAAACCAUCGGCGCCGACACCAACAACAGUAUCAAAUUGAAGCUCACUUCCGUCCAACUCUGGGACCAAAUCUACGAUUUGAUCAAGGAGAAAUACGACUAUGAGAUUAAAGUUCGUUCCGUUCCAUUGGAGUGCCGUAUCAACGUGUUGAGAUCGAUCUGUUUGAAGGUCGGUUUGCAAAUCAACUCUAAAGACUACGACUUCACCAAGGACGAGCCAUUCGUCAUCGACGACAUUGUCGAUAUGGUAUGUGUUGUCAAGCAUCUUGGUCCACGUUCAUCGGACGCCAUCGAGUUGCUCGAGGGUGGAAAAGCACUUCUUGCCAAGCGUGAAUUCGAAAAAGCUAGCAACUACCUCGUGGAAUCACUGGCGUUCUGUCAACAAGUCCACGGACCCAUCCACACCGACACUGCCAAUUGCUUCAGCAGCUUGGCAAUGGUCGCCUUCUACACAAAAGAAUACAACGACGCCAUUGAAUACCAAAAGAAUGCAUUGAUUAUCACAGAGAAGACAUUGGGUGUUGACCAUCAUGACACCAUCCACUCCUACACCAACUUGGCUUUGUUCUGUCAGCGUGCCGAUCGCUUCACAGAGGCUAUGGGAUACCUCAAGCAUGUUAUCUAUCUCAACGACUUGCUUGGAUCCGACUACAACCCCGAGCGUUCCUCCAUCUACACCAGUGCAGCAAUCAUCCUCCAAGAUUUGAAGGAAUUCGACUGUGCCAUCGACUACUUGAAGAAGUGCAUCGAGAACCACAAGCAUCUCUUUGGUGAGGAUCACUUGGUUAGUUCAUCGACACUCCAAUCGAUCGCUCAGAUCUACGCGGAAAUGAAGAACUUCACCGAAGCCGAGAAGUACCAGAAGCACUCGACCGCCAUUCUCACCCGUUACCUCGGUGCCAACCAUCCACGUACCAUCGAGUCGAUGCGUCUCACCGCACUCUGGGUCGACGAAAUGAAGAAAGAAAAAGAGUCUGAGAAGAAAUCAAAGUCAACAUCGAACCAACAACAACAACUAAAACAAAACAAACAACAACUUAACAACAUGAAACUCAACAACAUGUCAAACGUUCCAAAAGAUUUAGAAGGUCAAGUCAAAUGGUUUAAUCAAGAUGACUCCAAGAAAGGGAAGAAGAAAUAA
Messenger RNA from Heterostelium album PN500, 3636 nucleotides. RefSeq names its product 150 kDa protein (gene cluA). The record is from RefSeq and is a predicted model, not a curated record. Gene Ontology annotation, biological process: intracellular distribution of mitochondria. Gene Ontology annotation, molecular function: mRNA binding; protein binding. The transcript has 2 exons. Gene Ontology annotation, cellular component: cytoplasm. Lineage: Eukaryota; Evosea; Eumycetozoa; Acytosteliales; Acytosteliaceae. The coding region runs from base 1 to 3636 and encodes 1211 amino acids.